Molecule: messenger RNA, 894 nt
Organism: Caenorhabditis remanei
Lineage: Eukaryota; Metazoa; Nematoda; Chromadorea; Rhabditida; Rhabditidae
Exons: 2
Coding region: 1-894 (297 amino acids)
Source: RefSeq, a predicted model, not a curated record
AUGACAACCCACCCGUUAACCUACCCCUGCCUACAAACCGUGCUGGAACAUAUGGAACCAAGUCUCCGAAUUAGCUUCUCCCUUCACGCUCCCUCAAUCCGACUGGCUGAGAAGGCGACGCCCAUGAAAAUCGAUAAUCUUCAAAUAGACUGUACCAUGAUUAAAAUCAAUAACACUCAAUACAAGCUAGGUGUUGUCCAGAUCUACAAUGGAGAUGAUAAACCAGACCAAAUUGAAAAGGAUAACAGUACCGGUGGGGUUCCUUAUGACCUGAAUAACCAUGGAGUUCCCGAUUACUCAUUCGAGGACGUCCUGCUACCAGGAGACAUCCUUAUCGCUCAAGACCGUGAAGGUGACGAGCAGCGACGUGCUGCACAAUUUCUACAUCUGCGAGCCGCUCUCAGAGCCGCUACGAUCCGCCUGAGACUGGAAAAAAGAGCCGAGAACCCUCCGAUACCCCAAGAGGUACAAGAGGUACAAGAGGAUGACGUCAUACAGCCUAACGCUGCUUGGGUAGACAGUCAGUAUGAAAUCUGGAAUCGAAUGGAUGCCGUGGAUUGCAAAUUUAUUGAGAGUAACCAAUGGAGUGUUCUACCGCAUCAGUUGCAAGAGGAUGGUGGUGUAUACCCGUUCGAGAAUUACUUACAGUUUACUAAGAGCUCGGAGGGUUCGGAGAGCUCCAAGAGCUUGGAGAGGCUAACCUACACGAAGAAACUCCCUGAAGCUAUGAAGCAUUUGCUCAACCAAAUACUUGGAAACCGGAAGAAAAACUUACAUGUCAAAAAUUUCAAGCCUGCUGACACAGGGAUUCUACGAGUCCCUCAAGGCUUCAAGCUGACGACUCUGAAAAUUCAAGUCGGCAAGAACCUAGCCAAGACUCUGCACGCUCUCUAA